Messenger RNA from Fonticula alba, 1367 nucleotides. RefSeq lists its product as hypothetical. The transcript is spliced from 7 exons. Gene Ontology annotation, biological process: transcription open complex formation at RNA polymerase II promoter. The record is from RefSeq and is a predicted model, not a curated record. NCBI's taxonomy places the organism in Eukaryota, Rotosphaerida, Fonticulaceae. Gene Ontology annotation, cellular component: transcription factor TFIIE complex. The coding region runs from base 185 to 1306 and encodes 373 amino acids.
CCCCCCUCCUCCCUCCCCCCCUCUCCGCGCACACACAAACUCACGGGACGCGCAAGAUUUUGGGGCACCCGUCUUGCUGUCGCACCGCACCUGUUCCCCUGUCCAUUGUUUCCUCCAUCUGCCUCCCUUUCCACCCGCCUCGCUCGCAUCCCCUUUCUCCCGCUUUCUCCCUGCCCCCGACACCAUGGCCAGCACUGCGGCUCCCGCCAACAAGGCCCCCUGUCCGGCGACCAUGGCCGGCGCGGCCAUCAAGGCGGCCCACGCGCCAGCCGAACAGUAUCAGGAGCACUUCCACGAGACGUUCAAGCGACUGGUUCGCAUUACGGCACGCAUGUUCUUCCAGUCAGCACACGUCGUCAUCUUGGAUGCGCUGCUCACCCAGCGCUGCACGGCACAGGAGCUGUCAGCCAUGCUGCACUUGUCGCAAAACCGUAUCCAGACGGAAAUGGGCGCCCUCAAGGGGCUGGUCAAGAUUGAGAAAGAUGCCCGUGAGAAUAAGAGCAAGGCCGGCCAGAUGCAGAACAUCGAUCUCUUCAGGAUCGAUUGCCUGAACUUCAUUGUUCUCAUCCGGUGGAAGGUGGAGAUGCUCAACCGGCAGCUGGAUAGCGCCUCAGCCGAGGAGAACAAGAAAAUCUUCCGCUGUAACCGCUGCGACAACACGUACACCUUCCGUGGUGCGAUGUUUCGAAUGACCCAGACUGGCGGGAAUUACGUCUGCCCCGAGGACGAGACGGUCCUGGAUUCCAUCGUGCGCAAUGACCCGCAGCCCAACUCCGAGCGCAUGCUCUCCCAGCUGAAGCCGCUCCUAAAUCUGCUGGAAGAGGUCCAGAAGAUGAACAGUUGGGAUCUCGACGGCCGGCUGCCGCCCACGAUACCGAAUGCUCCCUCUGGACGCUACUCGCGUGGCGGUGGCUUCAGCGGCAUCGGCCUCUCGGGAUCCAGCGACUUCUCGGUGCGCGUGGCCACCAUGGAAGAGCUGCUGGCGAAGCAGGCCAGCGGCAAAAAGCGCAUCCACCUGGGCAUUCCGGAGUACCUCAUGCCGAACCUGUCAAUUCGCCUCGGAGCACCGAGCCGGACGGACGCCGGGCGUGACGGAGCCGACGGGUCCGGGGCCGACUCGGAGCGCGAUCUGUCCGAGCUGCUGACCCGAGCGAUGAGCACCGAUGUGCGCCUUGCUCGGGCCCGGCUGCUGGGCCUGGAUCCCACCCCGGCGGCUCCGUACGACUCGUAUACCGGCUUCAUUGCUGAUACCACCACGGAUCUGACAUUCUUCGGGUCAGGUGGCUCGGAAGACAGCAAAACCUGAAAGGCGGCCCCGUUGCCCCAGGGUGCGCAUGCGUGUGUAGGCAUGCCCGUGGGGGGGGGGG